Messenger RNA from Ceratotherium simum simum (southern white rhinoceros), 1058 nucleotides. It is a transcript of the gene MRPS11, whose product is annotated as mitochondrial ribosomal protein S11. Gene Ontology annotation, biological process: translation. Gene Ontology annotation, molecular function: structural constituent of ribosome. NCBI's taxonomy places the organism in Eukaryota, Metazoa, Chordata, Mammalia, Perissodactyla, Rhinocerotidae. The record is from RefSeq and is a predicted model, not a curated record. Gene Ontology annotation, cellular component: ribosome.
UUAUAGAGCAUUUAAAUGGGAAUAAAAAAAAUUUAAUGGACUUUAUGAAGAGGAAUCAGAGGACUUUUCCUCUGCACCCUCCCCCACAAGCGCUAGUGGUGCUGGCCCCGCUCCAGCAAAGCCCGGCUCCUCGGUCGCCGCCGACGGGACCUGACUGGGGUCGAUUCAAGUCAUGCAGGUUGUAAGAAACGCGGGGUCUUGGCUCUUGCGGUCAUGGGCUUGGCCACCGACGACCAGGGUUGUGGCCGGGGCGCCGGCCCCCACCAUCCACAGUGGCGCCCAGCAGGUGCAAGACGCGGCGGCCAAGCAGGAAGCUGAGAAGGCGGCGGCUCCGACUCCGAGCAGCAGCAGCUUCAGCAUUUACCCUCCAAUUCCAGGACAAGAGAGCUCUCUGAGGUGGGCAGGAAAGAAGUUUGAGGAGAUCCCAAUCGCACACAUUAAAGCAUCCUACAACAACACACAGAUCCAGGUAGUCUCUGCUGCUAACCAGCCGCUUGCCCGCGCUUCCUGUGGCACGGAGGGGUUUCGGAAUGCCAAGAAGGGCACGGGCAUUGCAGCACAAACAGCAGGCAUAGCUGCCGCAGCGAAAGCUGCCGGGAAGGGAGUGACCCACAUCCGAGUUGUUGUGAAAGGCCUGGGGCCAGGGCGCUUGUCUGCCAUCAAGGGACUGACCAUGGGGGGCCUGGAAGUGAUCUCAAUCACAGACAACACCCCCAUCCCACACAACGGCUGCCGCCCCAGGAAGGCUCGGAGGCUGUGAUGGCAAGGGAGCCUGCGCCUGAACCUGACCUCAGUCGCGCCUCCUGCUGGACCUCAUGGAAAGCACACUGUCAGAGCCCUCCAGAUGAGGGCUUGUUGGAGAUCCUUCAGGCAGGAAGGGAGAGCUUUGCCUCCUUACGUGGUAGCCUUUGCUUGUUCCUUCCACUGGAGAUCCAUGCACCCAGAAGUGAGGCCGCGCCUCUCUUGGACACAAGGGGAGCUCCAGGGCAGCUGUGGCUCAGAUUCCAACCAGUAAAUGCCACCUCUGCACUGCAAAAAUAAAGAUAUCUCCACCAUCU